Messenger RNA from Scheffersomyces coipomensis, 1470 nucleotides. RefSeq lists its product as uncharacterized. The coding region runs from base 1 to 1470 and encodes 489 amino acids. NCBI's taxonomy places the organism in Eukaryota, Fungi, Ascomycota, Pichiomycetes, Serinales, Debaryomycetaceae. The transcript has a single exon. The record is from RefSeq and is a predicted model, not a curated record.
AUGUCAGCUUCGAAUGGUGGUAAAGGGAGACCAAGAAGAAAGCGCAAUGGUGCGUCAAAAGUUGAAAAGAUAGACUUAUCAGCUUCAAAUGAUAAGACUACUGUUAAGGACAGUGGUGACAGCUCACCUUUUGAAGUGAAAGGUUAUACUCAUGAACCACCACCAGAUCAAGAAGAAUCUCAAUUCGAGAAUGAUUUGGAUUAUUUAUUGAAUUCAAACCCUGAUACUAUAAUAACUCAGGCUGUGGUGCUGACUGAAAUAUCUAAGUCUAUUGAAAUAGGUCAAGAUGAUGAAAAUGGUAAACCAUCAGAUUCAAAGCCAAAAUCGAGAAAACCUAAAACUGCGAAAGUUUCAUUGGCUGAUGUGACUAAGGAUAUGGAUGAGAUACAGUUUUCAAGUGAUAGUGAUGAAGAAGAACCUGUUCCUGUCAAAGAGAAACGGAAGAAAAAGAAGAGUCCUAAACCUAAGCCUCAAACUAAACCAAUAGUGGAAUCGGAUGAGAGUGAAAUAAAACUAAUUGACAAUGAAGAACCUAUAGACUUUAGCGAGUUUGUGAAUGAACAGUCAGAGGCCAAGGAUUCUCGUCGGAAGGAAAGAAAUAAGAAACGUUCAGAAAGAAGACAAAAGGCUAAAAAACUAUCAAAAGAAGCUAAUGAAGAAAGUACACCAGUUCAAUCAUCCACAGCAUCACCAACCACUACUCCAGAACCAACGUUGGAUAAGCCUUUUCAACCGGAUUCACCUUCAUUUCCAUUCGAUGUGAAACUUCGUCAAACUCCAAAAGCGGCUCUGAAUGGUAGAUUAUCUGAAAACUUACCUCAAAUCCAACCUAAAAGAACAAUCAUUGGUGUUUCCUUCAAACAACUAUUAAAACUGAAUACUUCAGAUGUGAAAAUUAAAACUAUUGCAUCAUCACCUGCAAUUUCAAAAUAUGCUGCCACUGCAUUGAAAUUCUGUAUUAAACAUAGUGAUGAUGUAUUUGGUUAUGAAGAUAUCGAUGCUAAAGAUAUCUUCAUUAAGUUAUGUAUUAAUGUCGCAUUGUUUGAAUCAGUUGGAUUUAAGAAAACAGCACAACAAUAUCCUAAUGUACUUCAAUUAUUUGGAGAUUAUGAAGAAAUAAACUUAGAUACCACACGAACAAAAUUAACACCAUCAAAUAGAGAUAUCCAUCAAAAUAAUUUGGAUUAUUCAGUGUUAUCAUAUAUAGGAAACAUCAUAAUAUGGGCUAACCAUAUACAGCAUGAAAAUGACGUUAGAUUAUCUAUCAAGCAUCGAGAUGAUAUUUCUAAGUCAAUUAUAAAACAAAAUUUUGGAGGUUAUCAUUUGUGGGAUAAGUUAAUUCGAGAAUCCAAAGGAAUGAAUGCUAAACGUUGGAAACAUAUCGUCAAGUUUAGACAGAAUUUUCCUUUGGAAGAACAACAAUUCAUUUUGAUUUUAAGAUUUAUGAAUGUUCUUGAACCAGCUACCUAA